Hemibagrus wyckioides is the source of this 2468-nucleotide messenger RNA. RefSeq lists its product as uncharacterized. Bases 229 to 1215 code for a protein of 328 amino acids. NCBI's taxonomy places the organism in Eukaryota, Metazoa, Chordata, Actinopteri, Siluriformes, Bagridae. The transcript has 7 exons. The record is from RefSeq and is a predicted model, not a curated record.
CAUUGCGCAACCAAAAUACUGCGAACCACAUCAGCCAGACAAACCCUCCUCCUCCUCCUCCUCCUCCUCCUCAGGGUUCUCACAUCGUGUUGAUUCUUUAGUUUUGUUUAAGUGAAGAGCUGCUCGGUUGGAAAUGUGACUCCGGUAGUGGGAAAGUUUACUGACUUUUUAAUCAGAGUUACUUGGGCACUCCGGAGCGCAGCUGGACAGAUCGGACACACUCAGAGGAUGGAGGAGGGAUCUCCAGUCAAGUUAUCAGUGGCUGAACUGGCGGGGAAGUUCAAAAGUCAACCACUGCCAAUGCCAAAGACUGAUGAGAGAAAACCUGUUCAAAGGAGCCCUCCGUGUUCAUUGCAAUUACAUGGCCAGAUGGAUAGUGAGAGUGAGAAGGAGAAACUGGCUACUACUCCUCAACCUCCACCCAAGGCCAAGCUGAAGAAUUCUCCCCUCUUUGAGAAACUGCAGGCCAGUCCCAUAUUGUCGCCCACUAUAUUGCUCAACUCAGCCAAAAUUCCAGAAGGGAAGCAACAGCUUUCACCAUUCUGUCCCAUCAUACCCUGCAGUCCCCAGAGUCCCACCCUGAGGCCGCCUCAGCAGCACGGUGCCAAUGAGGAGCCCAUCAGCUUCGAGCAGCCAGCUGAGGGCACCACACUGCCCAACUUUAACAAGAGUCGAGUCCGGCUGUCCUUCAAGCGGCGGCCACCCACCCGCCAGCACAGGAAGUCAGUCGGUGAAGAGGGAGCUCCAGACACACCUGAGGAAAACAGGUCUCUCUGUGAUCCGCAAGGUGGUGACAACACUCUGGACAAGAAUGGCAAUACUAAGAAUGCACUGAAUGUCCCUCAGGAGGAGACACACAAGAACCAGGAAGACUCCACUCCUCCCAUCACUGUACAAGACACGGAGCCGCAGGAAGAACAUGAUGAUGUGACCAAGAACAAUGAGGAGACUGAAGACACUGAAGGGGAGAACAAGGAAGAGGUAGCAGAGGAAAAGAGCUCAGGAAAUCCUGAGGCUUCAGACGAUAUGGACAACCAACAAGAGGAAAAGGCACUCGAGGAACUUAGCACAGGAGAAAUGGAAGGAUCAAAAAAAGAAGAAGAAGAAGAAGAAGAAGAAGAAGAAGAAGAAGAAGAAGAAGAAUCUUCAGGGGAAUCUACUGAAGAGAAAACAGAUGAAGAGGAUCAAGAUGAGGAUCAAGCUUCUGGAGACUGAAUAAACAUGGACAAACAUAUAGCUGUGAAAGGUGGAGAGUACAAUGGAGGACAUCUACCAGAGGAAGAAGAACACUGGCUAAAUGCAGAGACUUGUAUUUUAUAAUGUUGGACCUGGAUUUAUGCUCUGAUAUAUGCUCUAAGCCUUCACACUCAAAUCAACAGUGUAGCCACUACCACAGCUGUUACCAAGCCUUGUAUGGUUGAGCAUCUAACAGUGGCCUAGGAGUACUGCAGUAUUGUCAGAGUAUGAGCAGAAAACCAAGUGUGUAUUAAAUUCGGAGAGGAUAUAACCCUUUUCUGAUGUUUUUUUUUUUCUUCCCUUCUCUUUCUGGAUCAUGACAUCAGUGUACACUUCAGAACCUCUGAUAUUGUGUCGCUUAAAAUGUAGUCUUUAAACUGAUAAUCGAAUGCAAUGGCAUCAGAAUGGUGCAGAUACUGUUAAAGAGAAUGAUCUUACUAGCAGCUCUUACUAAACCUCAAAUACUAUGCAAAGUAUGUAAUGUGACAGAGCAAAAAAAAAUUUAAAAGACUAAGUAUCAUUAACUAUGCAAACAAUCAUUUCAGGAAGCUUUGUUUUUAACCUUGAUAACUUGCUGUACAUGAAUGACUGUAGAGCUGUAUAUUAUAAUGUAUUUUUUUUUUCCUUUUUAUUAUUGAUGACAGUGGUUCUUUACUACAAAAUGCUUCCACCUUGCAGCCUAAAGUGUUUCUCUUUCAGAGAAUAUUCAAGGUUCAUGUCUAAGUUGAACCCCUUUCUAGGGCUAAUAUUAUAAUAUAUGUAAGAAAUAGCACACGACAGGCUGUGCUGUUAUACGAAAAUAACGCAUAGCUUCUGACCGAUCCGAUUUGAGAAUUCAAGAGGUAUAAACUGUUGUUACCAAUAAGGUGUUUAAUUUGAGUCACAGAACCGACCAGAAAACCAGAAUGAUUUUCAGAUCUACAUUAGGAUUGGAUUUUAUUUUGAUUUUAAGUUGUUUUGGGCCAAAAUUGUCUGGUUUGUGUUACUGGGCUGCCAUGCUACAAUGAAGAACUGUUUAUUUAAACUGUAGACAUCUACAGUGACCACACGGGGGCAGUCUAGCAUACUUAAAACUCUUGCAGUUGAAUUCAAGCCAAUUGAAAGUGACCAUAGAUAUGCUUGUAAUCAAUCAGUACAACUCCAUACCACACUUAAAUACACAUUUUGGCCAAUUGUGCUCAACCUGCAACUUGCCAAAUAAUAAUAAUAAUAAUAAUAAUAAUAAUAAUAAU